AUGAUUUUAGUGUGGGAAAACAAAGUCAAAAACGCAGAUGACAAGCAGGGCCAGGGGCGAUUUUGUCAAUUAGGACUUUCCAAGUCCACCGGCAGACCACAGAAACGCAGCUGUAGGGCGAGUUCAUCCUUCUUUCAGUAUAGGAGACUCAACAAUAGAGAUGUGAUAUUGAUUUAUAUUGACAAAAAUGCAGCUAAAAUAGUCGACUUCGGUUAUCUAUCGGUUUGCCAUCGUCACUGGAGCCACCACCGGCCACCCUCCCAGCUUGCUCCGAUUCCCUGCACUACAAGGGUAUUGAGAUUUGUUAAAUCUAGCAAGAUGACAGAGCCGAUAUAUCCGGAGGAUGCCAUUCCUUGGGUUGGAUUGUAUGUUUGCUUAGCUUCUCUAAUUUCCACUCUUGCAAUGGCAGCCGAUGCUUUCCAAGGCUUUCGAAAACGGAAACUCUGGUUUCCGUGCAGAUUUUUCACAAUCAAUGCGGCUUCCCUCACACUGAUAGCAAUCGCAAUGAAGCUACCAGUCGACCUAAACACCGACAUGUCUCCGAGUAAGGCUAUUAGCAUUGCUUUCUUGGUCGCCAUGGUAGGGAACUUUCUCCCUUCUUUAGGGCUUAUGGAUGGAAAGGAUCUUCUACUGAAUAUGAUAGCGUUUGGCAUCCUAAUGAUCACCAUCACUGUAAAUGUUUGGCUCCAGUAUAGUACCAUAGAUGAUUUGCGCCAGUAUGGUAUUUUACGUUUCAUGCAGGAGCACAUAAUCAGGCUACAAAUGUUUAUGCUGAUAUGUUCCCUUCCAUGGCCAUUUUCAGUAGCUUUGACAAUUCCAGUAUCUAGAAAAAUCUUACAACACCGCUACAAGGAGUUGCACAGAUUGACUUCAAAUCAUCAAGAGAUUAACUUCUCCUACAAGGAACUUAAACAUAAGGUUAAAAAGUAUUGGAUGAUGGCAGAGACCGGUGACCCUCAAUUCGCAGUUGCUUGUUCACCAAUUUCUUCUGCUUUUGGGGUUAUAUGCUUAUCCCUUGCUUUCAGUUCGGUUUAUUUUUUCUUGGAUAGUGGAUCGUAUCGCUCUAACUAUGUUUUCAAUUCCCGGUUGGAUUCUUAUGAGAAAUCAGAAUAUAAGUGGUCGAUGAAAUUAAUUGUUAUCAUGCAAACAGUUGGGACAAUAGUAGGUAGUAUCGCACCUAUUUUAAGAUGUUUGACUUCCAUCAGUCAUUUCGACUUAUCCAAAAAAUGGACCAAGAACCAUCUAAACUUGUUCAAAGUCGAGAAAUAUUGGACCCAAACACUCCAGCUUUGGAAACACAACCAUGUGGGUUCAGGUAUCCCAAGCCGCCAUUGCAAGAAGCUUCUCCAUCAAAUCAAAAACAUGAUUUUGAACUUUUGUAUAGCGCUUCAGAUAUUGGUUGUGGUGAUAUGUAAAACAAUAUGUCUCAUUCCCAGAUCUUUUCUGAUCCUAUUCUUUUGUUGUUGCUAUUUCUGCAAGUCAUUGAUGAAAAGGUUUAAACAAGAACCAAAUGCAUCUGAUAGCAUUGUGAUACCAGAUAUGGAAGAGUAUAUUGGUUAUGUCCUACAAACUGAAGCGGAGGCCAAGCUUUCAAAGAACAUGUUAAGAAAUUCCUUCAACUCUAUCACUCGAAUUCUUCACGAGUCUGAAGAGAAAGAGCCAAGGUAUCUUAUGAAGCUUCUCAAGAAAUCUACAGGAUUCAAUGGAGUAUUAGAGUUCGACAAUGACGAAGUCCCACCUGUACAUCCAGAAGAAAUCCAGAACUGCUGGAGCCUUGUAGCAGUAACAUUAACAGCCAUUGCCCUUUCCCUUCCCAACAUUGCAAACGACCAAGUCAAUGAGUUACUUUCCAGUGUGAGUGAAGGCCUCCAAUUUGUAAGACAUAUAGAAGAAAGCCUCAACACAAAUGGUGAGUUGGUAAAGGCAAGAAAAGCAGCUAGUCAUGUGUGGACCGAUGUUGAAGUAUAUUACAGGUGGCUACAAAUUGAUCUUCAAGCUCGUAAUGGAGAAACAUCAGAAGAAAUUCUUGAAUGGCUUGGUGAUGAAGCAGUACAGAUUGUGAUACAGUUCAAGAGAAGCAAAUACGGAGGUAUGGAUCAUUCAGUUCUUAAUGCAAUUUCUGCGAGUUCCACGUACAGGAUCAGCCAAACCAUACUGCUCCACUGCAAGAAGCAAGAAAAUUGGCCAACAGAUGAGGAACUUUUUGAAUUUAUAUCAACCAUAAUUGCAGAUCUGCUAUGUGCUUGCUUUACCAACUUACCACGUGUCAUAACUAUGAAGUGCCAUGAACAUGCAAUAGAGGAAAGGGAAAAUAGCAUCCGAACAGCAGCGCAGCUUCUUGGUAGAUCCAAAAAGAUCCUGAAAAUUCUCAAAGCACGCCAGCUUCCCAACUUAGACAUGGACUCGAUAGGGUACAUUGAUAAGUGGCAUGCAUUACCAAAAAGUCAGAUACCCAAUUGUUGUUUUUCUUCUGCCAGGAGUCAACUAGCUUCUUCAAGUUCUAGUGAAUCAAUCGAGAUAACUGUUGUGUAA
This is a messenger RNA of Lactuca saligna, 2532 nucleotides long. The record is from the annotation of a GenBank genome assembly. Lineage: Eukaryota; Viridiplantae; Streptophyta; Magnoliopsida; Asterales; Asteraceae.